This is a messenger RNA of Fusarium subglutinans, 1005 nucleotides long. Its product is annotated as arsenic resistance. The record is from RefSeq and is a predicted model, not a curated record. The transcript has 3 exons. The coding region runs from base 1 to 1005 and encodes 334 amino acids. Lineage: Eukaryota; Fungi; Ascomycota; Sordariomycetes; Hypocreales; Nectriaceae. Gene Ontology annotation, molecular function: oxidoreductase activity.
AUGGCUCUCCCUCGUCACUCUCUUCGACUUUGCACUUGUACUGCCAACUUUCAACUCUUCAAAACUUCUAAAACUCCAUUUAUUCGCCGUCGCUUUACGACUAGUUACACAAAUUUAUUCUUUCACCCUUAUUCUCUUAAGAUGAAUGGCCACGGCGAUCUAAACAACUCCCACGCCGGGAGGACUACGGUCCAAUUGACUCCCGACCCAGCUCACGCCUAUCGGUCCCUCGCCAUUGACCCUUCCGAUGACAUUUCUGAAAUUCGAGAGACAUACCGUCCGUUUAUUCUUAAUGACAAGUACAUAAAGGAUGAUUGGGUUGCAGAAUUGGAGCUGAGCACAGUUAUCCAAAUGGUUCAGUCCGAGAUUCUCGGUAGAGGCCUAGAUCGUCUCCGUAUCCUGGUCCUCUACGGUAGUCUGCGGAGUCGAUCAUAUUCCCGCUUGCUCGCCUUCGAAGCUGCCCGAAUCCUCCAUCGCUUGGGCUGCGAUGUUCGAGUCUACGACCCAGCCGGCCUCCCUCAAAAAGACGAUGUUCAACACAAUCACCCUAAAGUUCAGGAGCUCCGCGAGUUGAGCAAAUGGAGUGAUGGUCACGUUUGGAUAAGCCCAGAGCAACAUGGAAACUUGACUGGCAUCUUCAAACAACAAAUCGACUGGAUCCCCCUCUCAACCGGCUCAGUCCGUCCAACCCAAGGUCGAACCCUCGCCAUCGCCCAAGUCAGCGGCGGCUCGCAAUCAUUCAACUCGGUCAACUCAUUACGGAUUCUCGGACGUUGGAUGAGAAUGUUUACGAUACCGAACCAGAGUUCUGUGCCCAAGGCUUAUACACAGUUUACAUCUGAAGAGGAGGGAAGUCGUAUGCUGCCCAGUGGAAAUCGUGAUCGCCUUGUAGAUUGUAUGGAAGAGCUUGUGAAGUAUACGAUUGUAAUGAGGCCGCAUUUUGACCUGUUUGGGGAUCGGUUCAGUGAGAGGGAGGAGAGGAGGGCGAAGGAGGUGGUAAAAUAG